CGGGCAGCGGCGCUCGCGCCGUGCCCUGCCUGCGCGUGUGAGAGCGAGCGGGCGUGUGCGUGGCGGCGAGCGGCGGUAUAUAGGGGAUGUGCCGCCGCAUGGCUCGUCCUGGCUGCCGCCGCGCCGGGUUUCUCCUCGGGCGCCGGUGAAACCUCUCGCCCUCCGGCUCGGCGGCCGCUCCUCCGCCCGCGCCUGGCGCGCCGAGCGCGGUUCCCGGCCUCCUUCCCGGGGCUGUUUCUGGAGCCCCGCCGUCCUUCCUGAGGCGGCCGCCGUCUCCCGCGGCUUCUGCGCUCCGGAGCGAGCGCGUAAAUGCGGUGCAGAUGGCCGGGGCGCAGCCAGGAGUGCACGCUUUGCAGCUCAAGCCCGUCUGCGUCUCCGACACGCUGAAGAAAGGCAUUAAAUUCGUCAAGUGGGACGAUGACUCAACUGUUGUGACUCCAAUAAUACUCAGAACAGAUCCACAGGGAUUUUUCUUCUACUGGACAGAUCAAAACAAGGAGACAGAGCUGCUUGAUAUCAGUCUUGUCAAAGAUGCCAGAUGCGGAAAACAUGCCAGAGCUCCCAAGGAUCCAAAGCUGCGUGAGCUGUUGGAUGCUGGGAAUGUUGGAAGUCGACUGGAAAAUCGAAUGAUAACUGUUGUCUAUGGACCAGACCUGGUGAAUAUAUCGUACUUGAACUUGGUGGCAUUUCAAGAGGAUAUAGCAAAGGAAUGGUCAGAUGAAGUGUUCAGUUUGGCAACAAAUUUGUUGGCACAGAACAUGUCAAGGGACGCAUUUCUGGAAAAAGCAUACACAAAACUUAAACUACAGGUGACUCCAGAAGGACGCAUUCCUCUGAAGAACAUAUACCGCUUGUUUUCUGCUGACAGAAAACGUGUAGAGACUGCAUUAGAAGCCUGUAAUCUUCCAUCUUCCAGGAAUGAUUCAAUCCCUCAAGAUGACUUCACACCCGAUGUGUACAGAGUGUUCUUAAACAACCUCUGCCCUCGACCUGAAAUCGACCACAUCUUUUCCGAGUUUGGUGCCAAGAGUAAACCAUACCUUACUGUUGAUCAGAUGAUGGAAUUUAUAAAUCUUAAGCAACGUGAUCCACGAUUAAAUGAAAUCCUUUAUCCACCAUUAAAACAGGAACAAGUUCAACAACUGAUUGAGAAAUAUGAACCCAACAGUAACCUAGCGAAGAAAGGGCAGAUAUCAGUGGAUGGAUUUAUGCGAUAUCUGAGCGGAGAAGAAAACGGCGUUGUUCCACCUGAGAAACUGGAUUUAAAUGAAGAUAUGUCUCAACCACUGUCACACUAUUUCAUCAAUUCCUCACACAACACCUACCUCACAGCUGGACAGCUGGCUGGGAACUCUUCAGUGGAGAUGUAUCGGCAAGUGCUUCUGUCAGGCUGCCGCUGUGUGGAGCUGGACUGCUGGAAAGGGAGAACAGCUGAAGAAGAGCCGGUCAUUACGCACGGCUUCACUAUGACAACUGAAAUAUCUUUCAAGGAAGUAAUAGAAGCUAUUGCUGAGUGUGCAUUUAAGACGUCGCCCUUUCCAAUCCUCCUUUCCUUUGAAAAUCAUGUGGAUUCCCCUAAACAACAGGCAAAAAUGGCAGAGUACUGCAGAUUAAUAUUUGGAGAUGCAUUGCUUAUGGAUCCAUUGGAAAAAUACCCGCUUGAACCUGGGGUUCCUCUUCCAAGCCCUAUGGAUUUAAUGUACAAAAUUCUGGUGAAAAAUAAAAAGAAAUCACAUAAGUCUGCAGAUGGAAAUGCCAAGAAGAAGCUCGCAGAGCAAGCUUCCAACACUUGCAGUGAUACAUCUAGUAUGUUUGAGCCUUCCUCCCCAGGAGCAGGAGAAGCAGAGAUUGAGAGCGAUGAUGAUGAUGACUACGAUGAUGAUUGUAAAAAGUCGUCGAUGGAUGAAGGUACUGCUGGAAGUGAGGCUAUGGCCACAGAAGAGAUGUCUAACCUGGUGAACUACAUUCAGCCUGUGAAAUUUGAAUCAUUUGAGGUAUCGAAAAAACGCAACAAAAGUUUUGAAAUGUCUUCCUUCGUGGAAACCAAAGGGCUUGAGCAACUUACCAAGUCUCCUGUGGAAUUUGUGGAAUACAACAAAAUGCAGCUAAGCCGAAUUUACCCAAAAGGAACACGUGUAGAUUCUUCAAACUACAUGCCACAAGUCUUUUGGAAUGCUGGCUGCCAAAUGGUUGCUCUCAACUUCCAAACAGUAGAUUUGUCUAUGCAAAUAAACAUGGGAAUGUAUGAGUACAAUGGCAAAAGUGGAUACAGGUUAAAGCCAGAAUUCAUGAGAAGACCAGACAAACACUUUGAUCCAUUUACUGAAAGCAUUGUGGAUGGAAUCGUAGCUAACACCUUGUCUGUGAAGAUUAUUUCAGGUCAGUUUCUUUCCGAUAAAAAAGUUGGUACCUAUGUAGAAGUUGACAUGUUUGGCCUGCCUGUGGAUACAAGAAGAAAAGCUUUAAAGACCAAGACCUCGCAAGGCAAUGCAGUUAAUCCUGUCUGGGAGGAGGAAACUAUAGUGUUCAAAAAGGUUGUUUUACCUACCCUGGCAUGUUUGAGGCUAGCAGUGUAUGAGGAAGGAGGGAAGUUUAUUGGCCAUCGGAUAUUACCAGUCUCAGCAAUUCGACCAGGCUACCACUACAUCUGUUUGAGGAAUGAGAGGAACCAACCUUUGACACUGCCAGCUCUCUUUGUGUACAUAGAGGUCAAAGACUAUGUGCCUGAUACUUACGCAGAUGUGAUCGAGGCCUUAUCCAAUCCAAUCAGAUAUGUAAACUUGAUGGAGCAGAGAGCUAAGCAAUUGGCAGCACUGACUCUGGAAGAUGAAGAAGAGGUAAAGAAAGAGGUGGAUCACGGAGAUGCACCAUCUGAAGCUAAUAGUGAACCUAGGCCAGCACCAGCAGAAAAUGGAGUAAAUCACACUGCCUCUCUUACACCAAAACCAGCAACUCAGGUUGUCCAUAGCCAACCAACACCAGGUUUGGUGAAAGCACCUGCAAAGACAGAAGAUCUUAUUCAGAGUGUCCUCACAGAAGUGGAAGCACAGACUAUUGAAGAGCUAAAACAACAGAAAUCAUUUGUUAAGCUUCAGAAGAAGCACUACAAAGAAAUGAAGGACCUUGUUAAGAGGCACCACAAGAAAACCACUGAUCUUAUCAAAGAGCACACUGCAAAGUAUAAUGAAAUCCAAAAUGACUAUCUGCGACGAAGAGCAGUUUUAGAAAAAACAGCAAAAAGAGACAGUAAGAAAAGAUCUGAAACGGGCAGCCCAGACCAUGGUUCAUCAACUAUCGAACAAGAAUUGGCUGCCCUUGACUCCGAAAUGACCCAGAAGCUAGUUGAGCUGAAGGAAAAGCAACAGCAGCAGCUGCUAAACCUCCGACAGGAGCAGUAUUACAGUGAAAAGUACCAGAAGCGAGAGCACAUUAAGCUGCUUAUUCAGAAGUUGACAGAUGUAGCAGAGGAAUGUCAGAACAGCCAGCUAAAGAAACUGAAAGAAACGUGUGAAAAAGAAAAGAAAGAAUUGAAGAAAAAAAUGGACAAGAAGAGGCAGGAGAAGAUCACAGAAGCAAAAUCCAAGGAUAAAAAUCAAAUGGAAGAAGAGAAGACUGAAAUGAUUCGAUCAUAUAUCCAGGAGGUGGUGCAAUACAUAAAAAGGCUAGAGGAUGCUCAGAGUAAAAGACAGGAGAAACUGAUAGAAAAACACAAGGAGAUUCGUCAGCAAAUACUGGAUGAAAAGCCCAAGACAAUGCCUGGAUCUCCAAAACUAUUGAGCACCCUGUGGUAAAUACGUGUGUGUAAUAUAUAAUAUACGUCUGCUACACUAACGUCAUUUGGAUUGGGAAAAUCCUAAUGGUGCAAGUGCACAGACUGUAUUGUUAGUAACUGCAUAAACAGGACUGGAUUUGAGCCGUUUGCACCCUACUGACAGCUGAAGAGUUGUAUCUUGUAACUUUGUAAUUUCCCAUCACUGUGCAAUUCAUGCUAUCCAGAUAUCUCUGCUAAAUUUGGUGGACUGUGUUUUGAGUACUUGCUGAAUAAGGAAAGGGAAAAAAAUGCUUGGUUUGCUUUCAUAGAAUUGUUGUCUCUUUUGGAUGUUGCUGCUGCUUUUUUUUUUUUUUUUUUCUUUUUUGGUUAAUGUUUACUUAUUUUGAGCCUGAUGUUCAUCCUCCAGGUAGGUAAAUAACAUCUGUACCACUGCAAACGCGUGCCUACUUUGCACACCCAAAUCCUAGUGUGUGAGCACUGACCAGUACAGACCGGUGGUCACCUGCAUGCAGAGUGGGCACGUUUUCACAAACACAAAUGUUUCCUUUGCAGGGAGGCUUGAUAAGACUGGUGCCAAAAGUAACAAAAAGCAGUAAUACUGCACAAACAAAGGAGUUUAGCAAGAGGAUUCUCAUUAGUGUUUUCCAAGAUUGGUUUAAAGGGAAUUUCUAGUCAAACCUCAACGAGGCUUGAACAGUUAUGAGCUUCACUGAAAUAACUAGACUAACAUCCAGAGUAAGAGAAUGUUUGUGUGCUGCAAACAUGUAUGUCAUUUUGUAAAAACUGCCAGUUUUAAGUAACGCCUUCUCUGAUUUGUCUGUCAGUGGGAGCACAAAACCACUGAAGUGUAGAGAUCAAAGGAACAUAAAAGUAAAGUGCAUCAGGAGAACUGAUCAGGAACUAUAGGAAAAAAAGUGGCUUUCUUUUUACACUUUACAUUUCACCUUCUUGCUGCUACGUUUUUUUCUGCUACAGUCACUUUCUGCUUCCUCAGCUAAUACUUUAGAUUCAUUUUGCAUGUCAAAAUGGUGCAAGCUACCACAAUCACUGGCACCCAUUGCCUGAACAUCUUAUACCCAAAGUGUAUCUUUUAACACCAUUUGUGUCAGUGCUAAUGCAGCUUUAAAGUCCACUGGUACCAAGGUGAGAAAGAGUUCAAGGAGAAAAUAAAUAAAGGUGUCUUUCAGUUGUUUCAACAGAGUAUAACACAGUGGCAGAAGUUCCUUUAUUAAGAAUUUCAACCAAAUCCAGCCACACUGUUAACUAACUUCUUUUCUUUUGCCUGCUAUUGUGACUCAGUUAUAAGGCAUUUACAAAUCUGCAUGAAUAUAGAAAGGGGACAUGGUGCUCAAAUGUAUUGUUUUGCUUCUUUACCCAUUACCAAGGAAGUGGCUCCAUAAUUACAUUCAGUUUUUAAAAAUUGCUUUGAGAGGAAAUGCUUUGUGGCACAUUGAAAACGUAUUAUUUUUGUUAUUAAGCUAUUUUAAUGUUCAAUAUUGAAACAGAUAAUUUUAUUUUGUGCUAUUGUUUGUUUCUAUUUAAAGGUUUCAAUUUGCAAUUUCAUUUGUAGCAAACAUGAUAGCCAACAGCUAAGGCAAAAUAAAGUUGACCUCAGUGAACUUGCAUGCGAUUGUUCCAGGGCUGAUUCUCACCUAGUAUCACCGUAUCACAUUUAAUGCCAUUACAGCUCUGGCUCUUGGAUAUACAAUAGGUAUAUGUGGUAUUACUUUGAAUACAUGUUAGGGUUUAAAGUACACGAGGUGCAAAAUGUCAAGAUUUUAGUCGCACUAAGUGUAUCAUAAGAGCCAUGAUUUAACUCUACAAACAGAACCAAGUUAGCAAUAGACUCACUCAGUUGCUAUAGCUAUGAAGCAGUAAAUCACUUAACACUGAAAUCAUGCUUAUUAUAGAGUAAAAGGAGACAGCGACCACAUUAUUUAACACAACAGAGAAUAAAGCAUACUGCAGCCAGAGGAAAAUGGCACAGUUAAUUUUGUUUGAAGGCUACACUUAGCAAGAACCAAAAAGUCACCCUCAUUCUAAGUUCAGGGCUAUAGUUUUGUAGCCAUCUUCUAGUAACUAUAACUGCAAGCUAAAAACCGUGGGUCUUUUUGUUUGAUGUUGGAAUACCUUCAGGACUUCCCUAAUCCACACCUUAGAGCUCUUCAAGAGAGUUGAAGCUCAGGGUGUGUAGAGUGUAUGUGAUGAGCCACAGCCAUCCCAGUGGGUCAGCUCUGAGUAGCAUGCAGCUGCCUGCAGCAUUUUGGGGUCUUCUAAGUAUGAGAUCUUCUUCAGGGACAGCCUGAAAAUCCUGCCUCUCUUUGAAACUGUCAAAACAGAAGUUUCAGAGAGAAAUGCUGAAUCUGAACACAGGCACAGCAGUGUUGUGUCCAGCAGCAACGGGUCCCACAUCUCAUCAUGCUCAGGCACUGCGGCAGGGCUGAGUCAAAGGGAAUCAGCUGACUGGUGAAAGUCUGCAGCACUCUCAUAAGCACUUGCAUUUGUCACUGAAGGUUUUCCAUGCAAACUUCACAAACUUCACAGAGUCCAUGGCAUUGGCCAUGACUGCAGUGUGACGCCCUCCUGCUGCAAUGUCUGGAGGUAUUUCUUCAAGCACAGCCUUCAAGUAGCAUAGGUGAUGCUUGUGUUUUUUUUAAUUCAGAUAUUCUUAUCCCCUCUCCAAAAAAAAAAAAAAAGCUGUCAUUUCCCAUGAUGUGCCUGAUCUGCAACUUAGCAAAUCUCCCACGUAACACCGCUGAAAUAUUAUCUUCUGCCAGUAUGGAGUGACAGGUUGUGAUAAAUAGAGUGAUUUCUCUGACUAACACAUUCCUACUACCUAGUCAAAUAUUAAUGAGCCCACACACAGAAGCAUGAAGUAAUCUUAUGUUUUUCAUUAAAUACGUAGAUUAAAGAGCUGUUAUUUUACUGUAAUGAACAAAAUUAUGUCAUUUCAGCUUAGAGUAAUUGUUAAUCAUAUCAAAUUGA
This is a messenger RNA of Tympanuchus pallidicinctus (lesser prairie-chicken), 6757 nucleotides long. It is a transcript of the gene PLCB1, whose product is annotated as phospholipase C beta 1. The transcript is spliced from 32 exons. Bases 321 to 3791 code for a protein of 1156 amino acids. Gene Ontology annotation, biological process: memory; phosphatidylinositol-mediated signaling; lipid catabolic process. Gene Ontology annotation, molecular function: calcium ion binding; calmodulin binding; phosphatidylinositol-4,5-bisphosphate phospholipase C activity. The record is from RefSeq and is a predicted model, not a curated record. NCBI's taxonomy places the organism in Eukaryota, Metazoa, Chordata, Aves, Galliformes, Phasianidae. Gene Ontology annotation, cellular component: cytoplasm; nuclear speck.